ACAGCAGUGAUGAUGCAGAUGAACAACUGGGACCACGAUUAUGAAAAUGUCUAUGAAAAUUAUAACUAUUCCUGUCAGAAAAAUUCUGAAGAACAGCACAAGACUCCAGAACAACAUGCAAGUCCAGACAACAAAUGCGAUCUGUUCAAGUUGGUCCAUCUGCGCCUCCUAUGUGUUUUGCUCCUGGCUGCCAUCACCAUCCUGACUGCAUAUUAUUUUAUAGUACUUAAUGACAAGGAGCAAAAGCUUGAAGCGCUGAAGAGUGAGAAUUACAACUUGAGCAGUAACUUCAGUGACCUUUUGGAAAGUCAUUCCACCUUGCAAUCAAAAUUUCAAAAUCUAAAAAAAAAUCAUUCCACCUUGCAGUCAAAAUUUCAAAUUCUAGAUGAAAAUCAUUCCACUUUGCAGUCAACUUUUAAAAUUCUAAAUGAAAGUCAUGCCACCCUGCAAUCAAAAUACAAAAUUCUACAUAAAGAACAUACUGAAAUGUCAGUAAAUUUAACAGAACUGAAUAAAGAAUGCCUUGUGAGGAAGUCAUCUCUGGAAAGCAGCUGCCAUGUAUGCAAAAAAGGCUGGGUACAGCUAAAUUCAAAAUGCUACUACUUCUCCACUGAUAAACAGACAUGGCAGUCGAGCCGCGAUCAUUGCAGAACAUUGGGUGGGCAUCUGGUGAUUAUAGAAGAUGCAAUGGAACAGGAAUUUUUAAAAAAUAAAAUUAACAUCAUAGGAGAAAAAAACUAUUGGAUUGGCCUGACUGAUCUGGCAAACCAAGGAAAAUAUGCCUGGUUGGAUAACAGACCUUUAGACCCAAAAAAAAGCUUCUGGCACAGUAGCCAACCUAAUAGUAAAAAUGAACACUGUGUGCAGAUUGAAUCAGAGGAAAAGUGGCACGACUUCCCCUGUGAAAUUCCAACAAAACUGAUCUGUGAGAUCGAUGCAACGAUGGUUAACAUUUAAAGCAGAAGGUGGAAAGGCAGACACGUCAUCAAGCAUUAUGAGAAUCACUUCUGUAGAAACUCACUGCUGCUGAACCUGUCUUCAGGUGGUAGGAAUUGUCACCUUGUCAUAGAAUCAGAAGAAAAACCACAUUGUUCUCAAAAAUGACUUGCAUUGGGUGUACUUUAAUGUUCUAUGAAUGCUAAUUUUCACCUGAGAAGAAUAUAGCAAUACCCUAAUUUUUUGAAAAAUCUUUUUGUGUUUAAAAUUUUUCCUUGUACUAUUAUACAAAUCUGUGGUAGCUCAUGUUA
Molecule: messenger RNA, 1247 nt
Organism: Polypterus senegalus (gray bichir)
Lineage: Eukaryota; Metazoa; Chordata; Cladistia; Polypteriformes; Polypteridae
Product: low affinity immunoglobulin epsilon Fc receptor-like
Exons: 6
Coding region: 10-957 (315 amino acids)
Source: RefSeq, a predicted model, not a curated record